Messenger RNA from Cladophialophora psammophila CBS 110553, 1167 nucleotides. Its product is annotated as cell division cycle 20-like protein 1, cofactor-APC complex. The record is from RefSeq and is a predicted model, not a curated record. Bases 1 to 1167 code for a protein of 388 amino acids. The transcript is spliced from 3 exons. Gene Ontology annotation, cellular component: membrane. NCBI's taxonomy places the organism in Eukaryota, Fungi, Ascomycota, Eurotiomycetes, Chaetothyriales, Herpotrichiellaceae.
AUGGCGGUAUGGAGCCGGAGACAGUUCACCACCACUUCGAGUACUUCAUUUCCAGGUGGCCCCAUGGGAAUGGGCGGCUCCGGUUCCGCUCCGACAUACUUCCAACGACAGACGAGCCUUCCUGCGAACACCAUUAUCCGAUUUGUACCGCAGCAGACUGCAUGGAUUGUGGAGCGCAUGGGCAAGUUUAAUCGGAUAUUGCAACCUGGUUUAGCUAUCCUCGUACCUAUUAUCGAUCGCAUCGCCUACGUCCAAUCAUUGAAAGAGGCGGCCAUCGAGAUUCCCAGCCAGAGCGCAAUAACAGCUGACAAUGUCACGCUCGAAUUGGACGGCGUCCUUUACACAAGAGUAUUCGACGCAUACAAAGCGAGUUACGGGGUUGAGGAUGCAGAAUAUGCCAUCUCACAGCUGGCGCAGACGACUAUGAGGUCCGAAAUCGGCCAACUCACUCUCGAUCAUGUCCUCAAGGAAAGAGCCAAUCUCAAUUCGAACAUAACGCAGGCGAUCAACGAAGCCGCACAAGAGUGGGGUGUGGUGUGCUUGAGAUACGAGAUCAGGGAUAUCCAUGCCCCGGAGGGCGUAGUCGCCGCCAUGCAUAGGCAAGUUACGGCAGAACGAUCAAAGAGAGCCGAAAUCUUGGAUUCCGAAGGUCAGCGGCAGAGUGCAAUCAAUAUCGCCGAGGGCCGUAAACAAUCCGUUAUCUUGGCGUCCGAGGCUUUGAAGGCCGAGCAAAUAAAUAUGGCAUCUGGUGAAGCCGAGGCCAUUCUGCUGAAGGCACAGGCAACAGCCCGGGGUAUCGAUGCCGUUGCAGAAGCGAUCAAACGAGGAGAAGCCAAUGCUCAAGGAGCUGUCAGCUUGAGCGUUGCAGAGAAAUAUGUUGCAGCCUUUGGCAACCUGGCCAAGGAAGGAACUGCCGUCGUCGUGCCGGGCAAUGUUGGAGACAUCGGCCAGAUGAUUGCUACCGCGAUGGCUGUGUAUGGGAAAGUAAACGAGAAUCAAACCAUGAAUCUCGCGGCCAAGGUCGUUGGCACAACGACUGCGAAAGACGAGGCCAGAUCGAAAGAUGUUGGGGCGAGAGUGAUCGAGGCGGCCCAGCACGGGGAUGCCAAAGAUGUUGCGCAGACAGUCCUCGAAGGGUUUGAGCAGACACGGGAGGCAAGGAGGUAG